AUCAGUAAAUUUAUGCUCGUCAUUAGUAUUGGCGAAUAUAAGAGAAGUGUUUCUCUGAGAUUUUUCUAAUGAAUUGUUGCUCCGUCAUUGAUUAGAAAACUGCAAAAAUCAACCGAGUCAACGAAGAGAAGUAAGAAGAAAAAAAGAUAUGUCCUUAACUAGGCCUCGUCCAGUGAUACCAGAAGACCUUCCGAAACUUCUUCACAGUCUCAGUUAUGCUGUAAUCAAAAACCAGCCAAAGGACAUACUUAGUUUUGCUGCUGAACAUUUUCAACAGUUAUACGAAGAGAGAGAAGGAGAGGAAGCUGCUGCAAUUGCUCGUGAAGAGGAUGCAGAUAAAAAGGAUAAAGGUGAGAAAUCCACUGAAGGUCAACGUGUAGACUGUUUUGUUCUUGGAUGAGCUAAAACAUUCUUUGGAAAUAUGCAGCUUCUUGUUAUCCGUUUCUUCUGUAUUGUAUGACAACAUUCAUAAAAUUCAGUUUUGUUAUUUAUUUAAUU
Molecule: messenger RNA, 498 nt
Organism: Argiope bruennichi
Lineage: Eukaryota; Metazoa; Arthropoda; Arachnida; Araneae; Araneidae
Product: cAMP-dependent protein kinase type II-beta regulatory subunit-like
Exons: 4
Coding region: 149-400 (83 amino acids)
Source: RefSeq, a predicted model, not a curated record